ACGGCGCCCGUGGGCAGGGGUCAAGGCUGUACUGCAGAGGCUUUCUCGUCCGAGUUAUCUGGGUGUUCCAGCCUCCAGUGGAGAAAUCCCACGGCUCCAAAGUUACCUCUUUCUUUAACUGAAGAGUGCAGUGAUUAUCUGCUCUUCCCUUCGCUCAAACUCACCCAUUCCAGCCCACCCAGACUCCAGACUCGGGACAGGACACUAAAGCACACUGGUCGGGUGACUCGCCCACAGCCACCCAGCUGGUGUUUGGGAUUCCAUGUCUCAGCUCUAGACCUUAUGGAAGAUGCUACUUGGGGAGCCCGGCAGGAGUGUUUCUAGAUCUCGUGUUUGUCAUCAAGGCAGCCUCUGCAGGGCAACCUUUAACCCUCCAACAACCAUGUGGAAGGCUGCCUUCCCCCACGCAUUUGCCCCAGAGUCAUUGGAGGCUAAAAGAGGACCGCAGCUGAUUAUGGUGAGCAGAGGUCCACUGGUCAUUUGGCACGGGCUACUGCUGCUGUUGUUACUACCACUUCCCAGCCACGGAGGACCGGCCCUGAGACCUACUCUCCCCAGCCAGACAACUGAAGACUCUCCUGCUCUGCACCUCAGCAAUGGCCCUGGACAAGAACCUGUUACCAUUAUGACCUUUAACCUCACCAAGAUCACAAAAAUCUCCUCCUCUUUUGAGUUUCGGACUUGGGAUCCAGAGGGAGUCAUUUUUUAUGGUGAUACCAACCCAAAGAAUGACUGGUUUAUGCUGGGGCUUCGGGAUGGCAGGCCUGAGAUCCAGCUUCAUAAUCACUGGGCUCAGCUUACAGUGAGUGCUGGACCCCGGCUGGACGAUGGGAGGUGGCACCAGAUGGAAGUGAAGAUCCAUGGGGAUUCCUUGCUACUCAGGGUGGAUGGGGUGGAGGUGCUGCGUCUGAGACAGGUCUUUGGACAACUGGCCAACAAUUCCCAGCUCAUCAUGAGGAUUGCACUGGGAGGACUGUUGUUCCCUGCCUCCGACCUCCGGUUGCCGCUGGUCCCUGCCCUGGAUGCCUGCCUGCGCCAGGAUGACUGGCUGGACCAACAGGCCCAGACCUCGGCGUCUGUCCCCACUAGUGUCAGAAGCUGUGCUAUAGAGUCUCAACCUGGAAUAUUCUUCCCUCCAGGGACUGGUGCAGAAUUUUGUCUCCAAGAAAUUCCCCGGCCUCAUGCAAAGCCCUGGGCCUUCUCCUUGGACCUGGCACUCCAGCUGGCAGCAGGUUCAGGCCGCCUCCUUGCUCUUGGGACGCCAGAAAAUCCUUCUUGGCUCAGCAUCCACCUCCAAGAUCAAAAAGUGGUGUUGUCUUCUGGGUCGGAGCCAGGGCUGGAUCUGCCCCUUGUCUUGGGGCACCCUCUUCAGCUGAAGCUGACUGUGUCCGGGGUGGUUUUGAGCCAGGGGGCAAAGAAGGAGAUCCUUGCUCUGCCUCCCACGGGCCCUGGCUCCCUCGUUGAUCUCUGGGUCCAGCCGCAGGGGCGUCUCUUCCUAGGGGCUUUGCCAGGAGAGGCUGCUUCUGCCUCCUUUUGCUUGGAUGGCCUUUGGGCACAAGGCCAGAGUCUGGACAUGGACCGGGCCCAGAGCAGAAGCCUGAACAUCUGGACUCACAGCUGUCCUCAGAACCCAGGCAAUGGCAGUGACACCACCCAUUAAAUCCCCACCUGAGAACCUC
Cervus elaphus (red deer) is the source of this 1679-nucleotide messenger RNA. It is a transcript of the gene SHBG, whose product is annotated as sex hormone binding globulin. Bases 290 to 1660 code for a protein of 456 amino acids. The record is from RefSeq and is a predicted model, not a curated record. The transcript is spliced from 10 exons. Gene Ontology annotation, molecular function: steroid binding. NCBI's taxonomy places the organism in Eukaryota, Metazoa, Chordata, Mammalia, Artiodactyla, Cervidae.